Molecule: messenger RNA, 639 nt
Organism: Daphnia pulex (common water flea)
Lineage: Eukaryota; Metazoa; Arthropoda; Branchiopoda; Diplostraca; Daphniidae
Product: pro-resilin-like
Exons: 3
Coding region: 79-453 (124 amino acids)
Cellular component (GO): extracellular matrix
Source: RefSeq, a predicted model, not a curated record
GCUCGGGAUAUAAAAGACGGCGUGAAUAGCAAACAAAAUAUCAGUUGCAUCUCUCCCAUCUUCUACUAACAAACAACAAUGCAUCAGUUUGCCGUCGUCGUCAUUUUCGCUGUUGCGGCUUUCGCUGCCGAACUUCCGUACCCGAAACCACCUGCUGCUGGUUACCCUGCACCCAGUUACGAAGCUAAGGAGCCGUUGAUGCCCUACAAUUUCGGCUACGCCGUCAAGGAUGAGCCGACCUACAACAACUUUGCCCAUCAAGAGACGGCCGACACCAAAGCCGUGACGGGAUCUUACCGGGUCUCUCUGCCCGAUGGCCGCACCCAAAUCGUCUCCUACAAGGCCGACGAAUACGGCUACGUCGCCGACGUCAAAUACGAGGGAGAAGCCAAAUACCCCGACAACAAACCCGCCUACAAACCAGCACCACCCCAGCAAAACUACAAACCCUGAAUAUUAGAGUCAUUCCAACUAAUUCAUAACUACACAACACACCACCCCAUACAUACAUCCUAUAUUUGUUUCCAAGUGAAAGACGAGAACUGGUUCUUGCCACUCCUAGAACAAGAAACUCAGUAGGUCUAAACACAUUAUAUCGAUUGAUGAAUCAUCAAUAAACAAAUCAUUUGUUCAAACCAA